Messenger RNA from Harpegnathos saltator (Jerdon's jumping ant), 887 nucleotides. RefSeq lists its product as uncharacterized. Gene Ontology annotation, molecular function: odorant binding; olfactory receptor activity. The coding region runs from base 207 to 545 and encodes 112 amino acids. Gene Ontology annotation, biological process: sensory perception of smell; detection of chemical stimulus involved in sensory perception of smell. The transcript is spliced from 2 exons. Lineage: Eukaryota; Metazoa; Arthropoda; Insecta; Hymenoptera; Formicidae. The record is from RefSeq and is a predicted model, not a curated record. Gene Ontology annotation, cellular component: plasma membrane.
UGUAAAAAUGUAAAAUGAUUUUCUGAUUUAGAAUGAGGUUAACUGCUUAAAAGGACUACUAACCGUUUUAUCUUUCUGAAAAAACCGAAAUUACUUUCCGAACAGCUCAAUAUUUAUUCGAUCAUUUAUUGUGUAUAAAUAAUAGAAAUUAUCAGUCACGUAAUUUGUCUUAUUCACUAAUUUACUCGCAGCUGCUUAAUGCAAUAAUGCACAUGGAUAAUUCCCUCGAAUUCGUGGCAGCCUUAGGAUUAGUUUCUGGACUCCAAAUUUAUCUAUUCGCAGCCAAUUAUAGUGGACAAUUGAUCGUGGACCACGGUAACGAACUAUUUAACGCAAUAUACAAAUCGCUGUGGUAUGUAGCGCCUGUGACGAUGCAGAGACUACUGUUGUUCAUGAUGCGAUGUAACAUAAAAGGUUGCAAGCUAUGUGCCAACAAUUUAUUCAUUGCAUCGCUGGAGGGCUUCACUACGGUAAGGUUUACGGUAGCGCACGUUUGCGAGACGUCCAUCGACAUUCUAUCAAUCCCACAGGAUCGUUUGUUGUAGAUCUCGAGCAUGUCGAUGUCCUACUUCACGGUGAUCUACUCCACGCAGCAAUUUAAUAAGUAACGCGACGCGGAAAGCGCGCCGCUGCGACGCUCUCGUAGUUCAUGUAGAAUUAUUUCCCAGUAAAGAUAGAAAAUUAAAGUUAUGGAGCGGUAGCAUCCUCCAUUGUUGGCGUGUCGAUAAAUAACAGAUAAAUAAAUAAAUGCCAAUAAAUGAUUAUAUAUCGUUUACCGUAUCGUAUAUUGCUCUCUUAUCUAGUGCGCAAUGGUUUCGCCGGUUUCCGUUCGCGAGUUUUAUUUCAUCGUCGAAUACAAAAAUCUAUCUAUUGGGUGAGUGCAAAAG